AUGGAAAGGAGUUUGUCUACCGGUACUAUGAUGCCGGAGAUGGAGGUGCUUUCCAGUCGCCGGAACAAUGUUUUUGGCCCUGUUGGAUUGCUUUGGCAGCAGGCCAAGGCGCCAUUGAUAGUGCUAUUCUUGAAAAUAAUGGUUAUUGUGUGCUUAAUAAUGUCAACAAUGUUACUCGUGGAGAGGGUUUAUAUGGGAAUUGUUAUACUUUUCGUCAAGCUGUUGAGGCAGAAACCUGAAAAAUGGUACAAAUGGGAGCCCAUUAAAGAAGAUGAUUUGGAGCAGGGCAAUUUAUCUAUUCCUCUGGUUUUGGUGCAAAUACCAAUUUGCAAUGAGAAAGAGGUGUAUCAGCUGUCCAUCGGAGCUGCUUGUGGCCUCUCGUGGCCAAGGGAUCGUAUUAUAAUUCAAGUUCUAGACGAUUCAACGGAUCCAGCCAUCAAGGUGUUGGUGCAACAAGAAUGUUGGAGAUGGGCAAGUAAAGGUGUGAACAUAAAGUAUGAAAUAAGAGAUAAUAAAAUUGGUUAUAAAGCUGGGUCACUUAGGGAAGGAAUGAAGCAUAGUUAUGUAAAAUUAUGUGACUAUGUUGCAAUCUUUGAUGCUGAUUUUCAACCUCACCCUAAUUUCUUGCGACGCUCCAUACCAUUUCUUGUACACAAUUCGGAAAUUGCCCUCGUUCAGGCCCGAUGGAAAUUUGGCAAGUAUCCUGAUCAUAUGACUCUUAUGAGCUACGACACUAAGGAACAAAAAGAAACUAAACUUUUGUUUAUUGUGUUGUUUGUUCGGUUUGUGGAGCAAGAAGUUGGAUCUGCAACUUGUGCAUUUUUUGGUUUCAAUGGAACUGCUGGAGUGUGGAGAAUUUCGGCUCUUAACGAGGCCGGAGGAUGGAAAGAUCGAACAACGGUUGAGGAUAUGGAUCUUGCCAUCCGAGCUGGUCUCGAAGGAUGGAAAUUUGUAUAUCUUGGCGAUCUCCAGGUAAAAAGUGAAUUGCCGAGUACCUUGAAAGCCUAUCGUAAUCAGCAACACCGUUGGUCUUGCGGUCCUGCCAAUCUUUUCAAGAAAAUGGCUAUGGAAAUUCUUAUAAACAAAAAAGUUUCGUCGUGGAAGAAGAUUUAUCUGAUUUACAGUUUCUUCUUUGUUAGAAAAAUUGUUGCUCAUGCUGUCACCUUUGUCUUUUACUGUGUGGUUUUGCCCGCAACUGUUUUGGUCCCUGAAGUGCAUGUUCCUAAAUGGGGAGUUGUUUAUAUUCCAUCUAUAAUCACUCUUCUCAAUGCUGUUGGGACUCCAAGAUCACUUCACCUGUUGGUUUUUUGGGUCCUGUUUGAAAAUGUCAUGGCUAUGCAUCGAACAAAGGCCACGUUAAUAGGCCUAUUUGAGGUGGGAAGAGUAAAUGAAUGGAUUGUCACCAAGAAACUUGGAGAUGGUCUCAAGACAAAAUUAAGCUCUAAAUCCGUCACGAAACUUAGUAUCAGAUUUGGCAAAAGGCUACAUUUCCUAGAGUUCUUCGUUGGUUUCUACCUCUUCUUUUGUGGAUGCUAUGACUUUGCAUUUGGAAGGAACCACUUCUUCGUGUACCUAUUUCUCCAAUCUAUAGCAUUCUUUGUCGUAGGAUUUGAUUAUGUUGGGACUUUUGUUCUCUAA
Molecule: messenger RNA, 1638 nt
Organism: Fraxinus pennsylvanica
Lineage: Eukaryota; Viridiplantae; Streptophyta; Magnoliopsida; Lamiales; Oleaceae
Source: the annotation of a GenBank genome assembly